Peromyscus leucopus (white-footed mouse) is the source of this 1728-nucleotide messenger RNA. It is a transcript of the gene Dnaaf11, whose product is annotated as leucine rich repeat containing 6. Gene Ontology annotation, cellular component: cytoplasm. The transcript is spliced from 12 exons. NCBI's taxonomy places the organism in Eukaryota, Metazoa, Chordata, Mammalia, Rodentia, Cricetidae. Gene Ontology annotation, biological process: outer dynein arm assembly. The coding region runs from base 124 to 1539 and encodes 471 amino acids. Gene Ontology annotation, molecular function: protein binding. The record is from RefSeq and is a predicted model, not a curated record.
GCCAUAGAAUCCCCGGUUGCCAUGGCUCCAGGAUUGCGUCCACAUGCAGAGCCGCUGCUGUGAGAGCUGAAGGGAAUCCUGCCGGUUGCUGGAUUCCCUUGACCAGUGAUCCAGAAAGGCGCCAUGGGCCUGAUCACAGAAGAUCUUAUUAGACGCAAUGCUGAGCACAACGACUGUGUCAUUUUUUCCCUGGAGGAACUUUCCUUGCAUCAGCAAGAAAUAGAAAGGCUAGAACAUAUCGACAAAUGGUGCCGGGAUUUGAAAAUUCUUUAUCUUCAAAAUAACCUCAUUGGAAAAAUUGAAAAUGUUGGCAAACUCAAGAAACUUGAAUACUUGAACCUAGCAUUAAACAACAUUGAAAGAAUUGAAAAUUUGGAAGGAUGUGAGUGGCUGACCAAACUUGACCUGACUGUAAAUUUCAUUGGUGAGCUGAGCAGCGUUAAAACCCUGAAGCACAACAUCCAUCUAAAGGAGCUCUUCCUCAUGGGUAACCCAUGUGCUGACUUUGAUGGCUACAGGCAGUAUGUGGUGGUGACCUUACAACAGCUAAAGUGGUUGGAUGGCAAAGAAAUCGAGCGUUCUGAAAGGAUCCAGGCAUUGCAGAACUACCCAGGAGUUGAACAGCUAAUCAGAGAGCAGGAGAAAGCUUACUGCCUUAAACGAGCCAAAGAGAAAGAGGAGGCUCAGAGGAAACUCGAGGAAGAACAAGAAGACAAGAAAAAAAGCUGCCCAGGCUUUGACGGGCGUUGGUACACAGACACUCAAGCUGUUUGCCCAUCUUCUAUAGAGAACAAAGACCAUCUCCAGGUACCAGAAACACAAGAAGAGGAACACAGCACAAAGAAAUCAGACAAAAGUGAAGAUGACUUGGCAUUCUGGAACAAACCCUCUGUGUUCACUCCUGAAUCUAGAUUGGAGACUCUUCGACACAUGGAGAAACAACGUAAAUCCCAAGAUAAGUUAAGUGGAGAUAAGAAGAAAGUGAAACCACCUCGGACUUUGGUCACUGAAGAUGGGAAGGUCCUGAAUGUCAAUGAAGCCAAACUUGAUUUCUCUUUGAAAGAUGAUGAGAAACACAACCAGAUCAUCCUGGACCUGGCCGUCUAUAGGUACAUGGAUACCUCGUUAAUUGAGGUUGACGUGCAGCCAACAUAUGUUCGAGUUAUGGUCAAAGGAAAGCCAUUUCAGCUUGCCCUUUCUGCAGAGGUCCAGCCUGACAGAAGCUCUGCUAAAAGAUCCCAGACAACAGGGCAUUUGCUGAUCUGCAUGCCCAAGGUAGAAGAAGUUAUCACAGGAGGUCAACGAACACCCAUGUCUGUGAAAAGCACCCUGGACAGCAGCAGAGAGCAAGCAAACCACAGAAGGAAGCAGAUAGAAAGAUUAGAAGUUGAUCCCAGCAAGCAUUCCUGCCCUGAUGUAACUACUAUAGUACAAGAGAAAAAACACAAACCUAAAAGAAUGGAAUAUCAACCCCAAAUUGUACCCAGUGAGGAAGAUCUCUACUUUGAUGAUAACCCAGAAGUGCCUCCACUAAUCUGAAACAGGGGGCUGUGUUGUCAUUGACUGUGGCCUGAUCAAACCCUGUUGCUUGGUGUCAACCAUGGAUGUGUGUCAUUCAUGGGAUAAACAUAGUUCAUUAUUGUUUUAUCUGAUGGUGUAACUCUUACUUUGCAUAGUAAUGUUCUUAAGUGAGUUUAAAAUUAAACGGCAUACCUUAAAAUGCUAAAA